Eucalyptus grandis is the source of this 750-nucleotide messenger RNA. RefSeq names its product putative ABC1 protein At2g40090. Gene Ontology annotation, biological process: lipid homeostasis; mitochondrion organization. The transcript has 6 exons. Bases 1 to 750 code for a protein of 249 amino acids. The record is from RefSeq and is a predicted model, not a curated record. Lineage: Eukaryota; Viridiplantae; Streptophyta; Magnoliopsida; Myrtales; Myrtaceae. Gene Ontology annotation, cellular component: mitochondrial inner membrane.
AUGGGGAGGUAUUACUUUGUGAGCAUCUUCAUCAUGGCGAGCCUCUUGUGCUCCAUCCGCGUUACAGCAGGAGAUUUCUGCCGCCACCCUCCACGAUGCGGUUGUCAUCCUCCUAAGUGCGUGCCGCCUAACCCUGCUCUCAAUACCAGCGAAGUGAAGCCUCCUCUCAGCCCCAGGUCGACAACUGCAGCAGAGGAGCCUGCUAACAAAAAACCACAGUUGGUACUUCUAGAUCAUGGCCUCUAUAAGGAGCUUGACGUGUCUACUAGGACUAACUAUGCUGCUCUUUGGAAGGAAAAUAGUGUGAAGCUGGGAGCAGGGGAGGACCUUUGUGCGCUAUUUGCAGGAAUUUUGACCAUGAGGCCACGGAAUAGAGUUGUUGAUCCAGCUAUUGACCAUUUGGUUAUACAAGGCAGCGAUAGUGAACGUUCAGAUCUACAGAUGUACGCAUCUCAGUAUUUCUCAGAGAUCUCAGAACUUCUGAGAAGACUGCUUCGAGUAAUUCUGCUGAUGCUGAAGACAAAUGACUGUCUACGAUCUGUAAACAUUGCGCUGGGAUCUUCACUGGAGACAUUUCUUAUCAUUGGGAAGAUAUCUUCAAAAGCAGUUCUUGAGGCAAAGAAGUACGAAACAAGAUCUCUCGUACGCCGGUUGAGCGUCUGGUUGGAGGAAAUUUCGGUGGAAGCUCGUCUUCUCGCAAUGCAGUUGGCCCUGUGGCUUUUACAUCUUAGAAAAGCUUUGCCAUGGUGA